GGUUUUGUUAUCUCCUCUCCUCACCACCAAAAAUCCAUUCCACCCCAUACCCAUCCCCACCUUUCCUCUCCUCCUAUUCUCUUCUUCUCUUGUAGGAGUCCUCUUCCAAAUCAAAUCAAAUCUAGAAGAAGAAGAAAUCGAGAUCAAAUCGAUGAACCUUUGGACGGACGACAACGCGUCGAUGAUGGAGGCGUUCAUGGCCUCCGCCGACCUCCCGGCCUUCCCGUGGGGGGCGGCCUCCACCCCGCCGCCGCCGCCGCCGCCGCCUCACCACCACCACCAACAGCAGCAGCAGCAGGUCCUGCCGCCGCCUGCAGCAGCUCCGGCGGCGGCGGCGUUCAACCAGGACACGCUGCAGCAGCGGCUGCAGUCGAUCAUCGAGGGGUCUCGGGAGACGUGGACGUACGCCAUCUUCUGGCAGUCCUCCAUCGACGUCUCCACCGGCGCCUCCCUCCUCGGCUGGGGCGACGGCUACUACAAGGGCUGCGACGACGACAAGCGCAAGCAGCGCUCCUCCACCCCCGCCGCCGCCGCCGAGCAGGAGCACCGCAAGCGCGUCCUCCGCGAGCUCAACUCCCUCAUCGCCGGCGCAGGCGCCGCCCCCGACGAGGCCGUCGAGGAGGAGGUCACCGACACCGAGUGGUUCUUCCUCGUCUCCAUGACCCAGUCCUUCCCCAACGGCCUCGGCCUCCCCGGCCAGGCCCUCUUCGCCGCCCAGCCCACCUGGAUCGCCACCGGCUUGUCCUCCGCCCCCUGUGACCGCGCCAGGCAGGCCUACACCUUCGGCCUCCGCACCAUGGUCUGCCUCCCCCUCGCCACCGGCGUCCUCGAGCUCGGCUCCACCGACGUCAUCUUCCAGACCGGGGACAGCAUCCCCAGGAUCCGCGCCCUCUUCAACCUCAGCGCCGCCGCCGCCUCCUCCUGGCCCCCCCACCCCGACGCCGCCUCCGCCGAUCCCUCCGUGCUCUGGCUCGCCGACGCGCCCCCCAUGGACAUGAAGGACUCCAUCUCCGCCGCAGACAUCUCCGUCUCCAAGCCACCACCCCCGCCGCCGCACCAGAUCCAGCACUUCGAGAACGGGAGCACCAGCACGCUCACGGAGAAUCCCAGCCCGUCGGUGCACGCGCCGACGCCCUCGCAGCCGGCCGCGCCGCCCCAGCGGCAGCAGCAGCAGCAGCAGAGCAGCCAGGCUCAGCAGGGCCCCUUCCGCCGGGAGCUCAACUUCUCCGACUUCGCGUCCAACGGCGGCGCCGCGGCCCCGCCUUUCUUCAAGCCCGAGACCGGCGAGAUCCUAAACUUCGGCAACGACAGCAGCAGUGGCCGGAGGAAUCCGUCGCCGGCGCCCCCGGCCGCCACCGCCAGCCUCACCACCGCGCCGGGGAGCCUGUUCUCGCAGCACACGCCGACGCUGACGGCGGCGGCGAACGACGCCAAGAGCAACAACCAGAAGAGGUCCAUGGAGGCCACCUCCCGCGCCAGCAACACCAACAACCACCCGGCGGCGACGGCGAACGAGGGGAUGCUGUCCUUCUCGUCGGCGCCGACGACGCGGCCGUCGACGGGGACGGGCGCCCCGGCCAAGUCGGAGUCGGACCACUCGGACCUGGAGGCGUCGGUGCGGGAGGUGGAGAGCAGCCGCGUGGUGGCGCCGCCGCCGGAGGCGGAGAAGCGGCCGCGGAAGCGCGGGCGGAAGCCGGCGAACGGGCGGGAGGAGCCGCUGAACCACGUGGAGGCGGAGCGGCAGCGGCGGGAGAAGCUCAACCAGCGCUUCUACGCGCUGCGCGCCGUGGUGCCCAACGUGUCCAAGAUGGACAAGGCGUCGCUGCUGGGCGACGCCAUCUCCUACAUCAACGAGCUCCGGGGGAAGCUCACGGCGCUGGAGACGGACAAGGAGACGCUGCAGUCGCAGAUGGAGUCGCUCAAGAAGGAGCGGGACGCGCGGCCGCCGGCGCCGUCGGGCGGCGGCGGAGACGGCGGGGCGCGGUGCCACGCGGUGGAGAUCGAGGCCAAGAUCCUUGGGCUGGAGGCCAUGAUCCGCGUGCAGUGCCACAAGCGGAACCACCCGGCGGCGCGGCUGAUGACGGCGCUGCGGGAGCUGGACCUGGACGUGUACCAUGCCAGCGUCUCCGUGGUCAAGGACCUCAUGAUCCAGCAGGUGGCCGUCAAGAUGGCCAGCCGCGUCUACUCGCAGGACCAGCUCAACGCCGCGCUCUACACCCGCAUCGCCGAGCCUGGCACCGCCGCCCGGUAACUCAACUCUAGCGAGGAAACCCAAUCGAUAUACUCUCUACUCUCCCCAAGCCGGCGUAGCCAUGGCCAGAGCUUCAGGAAUGCCAAGAAGACGACGAGACGAUGAUCAAAUCAUGUUGUUGUUGUAAAAUUAAGUUUAAAGAUCUGUGUUAGGAUGGAUGGAUGGAUGGAGAGGAUGAUUGAUAUCAACUCGCAACUCAAGCUGAAGCUGCUGCUGCUGAUCGUCGUCUUGUUUUUGAUACUGAUAGCAGCGGUUGGUAUUUCUUUUCUUCCUUUCUUUGUUAGCAGGAAGGAAGGAAGGGAGGAAAGAAAUCAUCGGCGAUAUGUUGGUCCUUGUUAAUUACUAAACCUAAAUAUGAUAGACUUUGUAUAUAGGAUUUGGUAUUGUACCAUCAUCAUGCCAAUGAACAAGGGAGGAAGGAAGGAAUACAACAUGUUGUGGUGUUUUUGAUCUCGUAAAAAAAAUAAAAAAUGCAAUGGAUAUGCUCUUUUUUUGCUUGAUCAA
This is a messenger RNA of Oryza sativa Japonica Group (Japanese rice), 2755 nucleotides long. Its product is annotated as transcription factor MYC2-like. The record is from RefSeq and is a predicted model, not a curated record. Gene Ontology annotation, biological process: regulation of DNA-templated transcription. Gene Ontology annotation, molecular function: protein dimerization activity; transcription cis-regulatory region binding; DNA-binding transcription factor activity. NCBI's taxonomy places the organism in Eukaryota, Viridiplantae, Streptophyta, Magnoliopsida, Poales, Poaceae. Gene Ontology annotation, cellular component: nucleus.